This is a messenger RNA of Elaeis guineensis (African oil palm), 2361 nucleotides long. The record is from RefSeq and is a predicted model, not a curated record. Lineage: Eukaryota; Viridiplantae; Streptophyta; Magnoliopsida; Arecales; Arecaceae.
CCCAUUUAGAGAUAGAUCGGGACGGAGCCAUUUCUUCAUUUUUAUAUGGAUACGAAAGCAAAACAUUAAUAAUUUGAAAAGCAAAGCAUCUUCGAGAGAGGGCGCACGAGCGAAGUUGGGAAAAGAAAAUUAGGGCACGUUCGGGGGAUAGGGAAGUGCUGUGGGCGUCCGGUCGCUUGAGUCUUCGAAACCCCUCCCGAAAGGAGGGAGGUGAUACGACGCGAGCGAGAAGAAGAAGUCGAAGAAAUCGAAGAGAUGUCGGUCCUCAUCGUCACGAGUCUGGGAGACAUCGUGGUGGAUCUCCACACCGAUCGCUGCCCCCUCACCACCAAGAACUUCCUCAAGCUCUGCAAGAUGAAGUAUUACAAUGGAUGUCUGUUUCACAAGGUGGAGAAGGACUUCUUGGCACAGGCUGGGGACCGCACGGGGACUGGGACCGGAGGUGAUUCAGUGUACAAAUUUCUGUAUGGUGAUCAGGCACGCUUUUUUGAGGAUGAAAUCCAUCCAGAUCUGAAACAUUCUAAAACUGGAACUGUAGCUAUGGCUAGUGCUGGAAAGAAUCUUAAUGCUUCCCAGUUUUACUUCACACUACGUGAUGACCUUGACUAUCUUGAUGAAAAACACACGGUAUUUGGUAUUGUUGAAGAAAAUGAAGGCUUGGACACCUUGGCAAAGAUAAAUGAAGCAUAUGUUGAUGACCAAGGCAGACCAUUUAAAGACAUUAGGUUGCAAGAAGUGUUGAUGGAGAGACCUGAAUUCAUAUUUUACGUGAGUCCUAUUUUGAAGACUGAUAUGUUUUUAGAGGAUACCACACUUGGAAGAAUCAAACAUACAUAUAUUUUGGAUGAUCCUUUUGAUGAUCCACCUCAGCUGGCGGAAUUUAUUCCUGAGAAAUCUCCAGAGGGCAAACCACAUGAUGAGAUAGCUGAUGAGCGUUUGGAGGAUAACUGGGUUCCAUUUGAUGAGACUCUAGCCCCUGAAGAGCUUGAGGAGGUGAUUCGUGCUAAAGAGGCACAUACAAAUGCGGCUAUUCUUGAAAGUGUAGGAGACAUUCCAGAUGCUGAGAUGAAGCCACCAGAUAAUGUGCUAUUUGUUUGUAAACUUAACCCAGUUACACAAGAUGAAGAUUUGUACACAAUCUUUUCACGUUUUGGAAAUGUUACAUCAGCUGAGAUAAUUCGUGAUUAUAAGACAGGAGAUAGCUUAUGCUACGCUUUCAUUGAAUUCGAGACAAAAGAGGCAUGUGAGCGAGCCUAUUUCAAGAUGGACAAUACUUUAAUCGAUGACCGAAGGAUACAUGUGGAUUUUAGUCAAAGUGUUGCGAAAUUAUGGAGCCAAUAUAGGCAUGGUAAAAGGAGUCAUACAAAUAAAGAUGGCUGCUUCAAAUGUGGUGCUCCUGAUCACUUUGCCCAGGAUUGUGAUCAACGGCCUGAUAAUAGACAAAGAGGUCCAAAAUAUGUGCUGAAAGAUGAUAACAUGCAGCAUGGUGGAGAUAAUCAUCAAAGGUAUGACAUGUUGUUCGAUGAAGAUAAUAUGGAUAGCGAACGUGGAAGACAAGAACAAAUGAAGAAAUGCAAGACAGACCAUCAUAAUUAUGAGCAUUCUACGGGAAGAGGUUAUGAUAAGAAAGACUCAGAGAGACAAGGGCAUGAUGAUAAUGGAAGUAGACGUAUUAGAGAAUAUGAGAGCAAUCAAGGAAGCAAGAGGCAUCAUGAGCAUCUAAGAUAUGAAGAUAAAGAGCAUCGAAGGCGGCACGAUAGUAGUAGGCAUCAUAAUGAUGGAGAUAACAGAAGUUCUGGGAGCGGAUGGCAUGAAAAUGAUAGAUCAGAUGGUGAUUGGCACAGGAAGGAUGGGAGAGACCAUCAGAAGAGAAGCAAAGACAGUGACAAACACAGGAAAGAUGACAGAUACUCUGAUAGGAAAAGUAGGGACCGGCACUACGAGUCAUACAAGGAAAGGAGACAUGGAGACGAUAGAAGAAAAUGAGGGAAAAGACACAUUUAAGCUGCUCGUGUUUUGAGGUUAGGACUUGCAGCAAUAGGCUGUAAUGCUGUGUGAAGUUAGGACUUGAAGCAAAAAGUUCUUGCUAGUGCUCCAUGAUAGAAAGCAUAUGUGAGUGCUACAGAACCUAACAUCCUAAAGUUUAAGUAGCUUGAUCUUUUUCUAUGUUUCUGGUACCGCAUAUCUCAGCCUUUAGAAAAAGAAGAAGAAAAAUAGUCAUUGCGUUCCUUUCCCAUCAACCAGAAUUUGGGAACACAAUUGAGACCCCACAUAACUGAAAUCCUCUACUUAUUCUUAAAUUUUAGCUACUGAAGGAAUCUCUAAAUAAUAUUUGAAUCAGUGAAUUGCUUUCUCAACCAU